AAUUAACAUCCCCUUUGCGCUUGAGAUGUGAAUUAUAGGUACAUACCUCUUGCCCAAUUCGCGCGAAUGUAGCCAGCCGUUUUUGAAAGACGCUAGUUUUUAGUCUUGCCUCUAUCUAUUCUCUAUCUGUAUCUCUUUGAAAUCAUCCAAUCAAAUAUCUACUUCGUUAUAUUUCCCUGUAUUUAUUAAUUCAACCACCGUACAUACCUAGAUAUUCCUUGUGAACCAGCUUCAGGUUCAACCCGAUGAACCCUUUCGGAGUCGGUAUUCACGGACAUCCCGGUAACGAUCUGGCGCAAAUUAAUUGCUGCCAAUCGAGGACGACCGCUUUCUACCCUGCAAUUGUAUACAACCCAAGAUUUUGCAGUAUCGCUACCCUAGCCUCGGUUGUCGCGGCCCUCCCAAGCACGAAUGUCGAGCUUGUCGACCGGAAGAACCAAUGUCAGUAUGGGUUGGGCCGUAGACGACGCGCCGAAUGAUCACAAGGAUGGUUCAAAUUUAGGCGAAUGGAGUUCGCUGAUUGGCAUCAUAACGGCAAUAUCGGGCAACGUCUUGAUCGCCUUGGCUCUCAAUGUCCAAAGAUAUUCGCAUAUUAAACUCCACCGUAAGCGAGUCGAAGCACGGGAACGGGCGAGGCAGGCUUCGAAGAGAGCAAGAAACGGACAUCAUAAUGGCUAUGGAACAACCGAGGCAUCCGUCGGCGAUGAACAGAAUCAUAGCGACGAAGCAAACGACACGGCCGGUGUGCAUUCACUUUCACAGUCGAUACAAUCGGUUAGUUCUAACGAGACUGAACGAUCGCGCGACGGUGCCAAGGCUUCUACCUCCUAUCUGAAGUCCACGUCCUGGUGGCUAGGCCAAGUCCUUAUGACCGUUGGUGAGAUGGGCAACUUUUUAGCCUAUGGAUUUGCGCCAGCUUCGAUCGUGUCGCCGUUAGGUGUCGUAGCCCUAAUAUCAAACUGUGUCAUCGCGCCUAUCUUCUUUGGUGAAAGGUUCCGAAAACGCGAUUUCUGGGGUGUGGUGAUUGCUGUUGCAGGUGCUGUUACGGUCGUGUUGAGCGCCAAGCAAGAAGAGACAAAGUUGGACCCGCACGAUGUUUGGGAUGCUAUCAAGACGAUGGAAUUUGAGAUUUAUAUGGGCGUUUCUAUUCUGCUUAUUAUAGUUCUGAUGUGGGCGAGCCCAAGAUAUGGCAACAAGACAAUCCUUAUUGAUCUGGGACUUGUCGGAUUAUUCGGGGGAUAUACCGCUCUUACAACGAAGGGUGUCUCUUCCAUGCUUUCAUCAACUCUUUUAAAAGCGUUUACUACUCCAGUAACAUAUGGCCUCAUAAUUAUUCUACUAGGGACCGCAGUUAUGCAAGUCCGAUAUGUGAAUAAGGCACUACAACGAUUCGAUUCGACACAGGUUAUACCCAUACAAUUUGUAUUAUUCACUUUGUCAGUAAUUAUUGGAAGUGCUAUUCUGUAUCGAGACUUCGAGCGCACAACGGCACAGCAGGCCGUUAAAUUUAUUGGCGGUUGCCUUCUCACAUUCUUCGGUGUCUUCCUUAUUACGAGCGGCCGGCCGCGGCAGGGAGAUACGGACGAGCUGUCGGACGACGAAAACGUGGAGGAGACUAUUGGUCUCCGAGACCAAGAAUCGUCCAGCUCUUACACUAACCGGGGCGAGCAGCCCAGAUCAGACGAACAACAGCCAGCUUCAUCGCCGCUAUCAAGGCGUCCGUCGCAUGUCUCGCGAGUCAGUUAUCAAAAUGCAGGUGCUAAACCCUUGCCGCAACCGCCAAGCAAAACCCCCUCAAUUCGCAAAUUUGACGGGGCAGCUUCGAGAACGUCUCUUCACCCAGCGCCAGCUGAGGCGGCGCCACUGCUCGAUAACCCGUGGAGGAAUUCCCUUGAUGAUCGAUCUUUCCAUCCAGGUCUAUCGCUUAGAUCGUCCGCGGAUAGUGUCCCGACGGUGAAUUCGAUAGCCUCUGCCAUAUCAGAACCCAUUCAAUCUACUACGAGCCUUCCUCAGCCAGUUGUCCCAUCAUCAUCUCCAGAUCGACCCACGACUCCACGUGCUUCUCAGACUGCUAGGCCACACAGCCAUCAUUUUUCCAAUGCUUUCAUUUCUCCAUCGCCGCUAUCGUCAACCGUCAGUGCCGUGGUAUCUGAUGCUCUCCUGCGUAAUGAAGAGAAUCCGAGUGGCCGGAGAAGAUCUAUCCGGAGAGCGAGGCCUAGUAUUAGAUCGAGUCUGUUUGUCCCACACAGUGAGGACGACCUUAACUCCGCAGCCGAGCCUCUUCUUCAAGAUUAUCGAGACGAAGAGGAGCUUUCCUACCAGGACGAUCCCUUGCCAAUCGACCUUAAAUCGGUCCGAGCACGAGCGCGCAGCUUGAGUAGUACAAUAGGAGAGUUCUUCGGACGCAAGAGGAGGAGAAGAGUUUCGGAUCCGGAAUCAGUCACAGAAUACGAGAGCGCGCCUAGCGAUACCUCGCGAGUCGAUCAAACGGCCAACAGCUAGAGUUGGGCGCUGGCCCAUUUACAAAAACCACAUCCCAUAUUAAUACAUUCCCCAGUGCCGAACUGACAAUUCCUUUGUGGGCGGGAGCGGGGGCGGCAUUGCAUUGGAUAAGGAGUUUGGUGUUUUCUCAUCGGGAUUUGUCGCCAGAGGCGCGCGGCUCUGUUCAUACCCCAACUCGUACAGGGUUCAUCAGCUUUUUCGAACCCCCACGUAGAUCUUUAUUGAAGAUAUUAAUUGAGAUAUCCCAUUUGUUCAGGCGCGAGAGUCGGUAGGAUUUAAGAUUUGAUUUAUCAUUACGGCCAUAUAUUUUACCACCUAUCAUAGUCUAAUUGCAGCAUUUACAACA
This is a messenger RNA of Daldinia caldariorum, 2848 nucleotides long. RefSeq names its product DUF803-domain-containing protein. NCBI's taxonomy places the organism in Eukaryota, Fungi, Ascomycota, Sordariomycetes, Xylariales, Hypoxylaceae. The transcript is spliced from 3 exons. Gene Ontology annotation, biological process: magnesium ion transport. Bases 412 to 2502 code for a protein of 696 amino acids. Gene Ontology annotation, molecular function: magnesium ion transmembrane transporter activity. The record is from RefSeq and is a predicted model, not a curated record. Gene Ontology annotation, cellular component: membrane.